Molecule: messenger RNA, 1959 nt
Organism: Chenopodium quinoa (quinoa)
Lineage: Eukaryota; Viridiplantae; Streptophyta; Magnoliopsida; Caryophyllales; Amaranthaceae
Exons: 3
Coding region: 423-1718 (431 amino acids)
Source: RefSeq, a predicted model, not a curated record
ACCUUUUUUUUUCUAGUAUGCCUCACUCGGUUCACCGAAAUUUAGCUGUGAUUACAUUCACAUUCGAUCCGAGUCGCACACCUGCCUUACGGUGGGUGAAUCUGUUAAUAUUUUGAAUGCAUUUUGUAACAACAAAGAGUUAUUAACUUCAUAAAUUACCAAAAAAAAAAAAAAAACAGCAAAGCACAGCCAAUCACCAAGCUUCGUCGUAUCACAAUCUCUCAUUCCAUUGGUCAAUAUUUUCCACGUCAUCAUCCUAGAACAUUCUACCCUGAAAAAAUUCUAGAAUUUUAUCCCCUUGUAAUAUUAUUAUUUAUUUAACGAUCAAUUCCCUAAAACAAUACAAAAACAAACAUAAUUUUCUUUUGUUAAUAUAUAUAGUAUAAAAUUACAAUACGAAUUCUUGAUUUUCUGCAACUUUAAUGGCGUCCAAAUUCUUGUUUAUAGCUUCAGCUCUAAUUGUAUUAAUGGCGGUUUUACCCACUUCUUCCGCUCUCGUUUCAUCUCCCAAUGUUAAUCCCCCGUAUCCUAAAGCUAUUUCUGAUUUGAAAGAGGCUGUAGUGAAGGGAUUAGGGUUUCAAGCAGAUGAUUUCAGGAUAUCAGGAUUUGAUCUGAGGGAUACAUUAGUGGGGCAUUCGGUGGCAUAUGAAUUUGAUGUCGAAAUUGACAAUAAGGUGCUUCCAGUGAAGCUUUUGGAGGAUGUGAAUCGAUGGGAAUUCGUCGAUUUGCCCAUUUUCCGGGUUGAGAAGCCUGUUAGACCCGGGGAGGAGAAUGGAUUGAUUGAGAAGAAGAAGACGGAGGAAAAUACGAGUCCGGUUUUGGCACCCUUUCAGCUUGCAGGUCCUAUGGAGCUGUGGAUUCAGGAUGCCAAACACAUGAGGCUUUCAUUGCCUCAUGAUGUGGAUGCUGGUGUAUUGCGGAAAGUAAUUCUUGCAGAGGGUGCUGUGGUAACAGUCAAGGGUGCAAAAUCAGUGAGCUUGCGCCAGCCUCUUGAUCUACCACUACCCCUGAACCAAACUGAAAAUGGUUUUGCCUCUGGUCUCUUAAAUCUAGCACAGCAUCUUCACCCUGUUUCUGGUGCCAAAAAUGCUCCCCUGCUCUCUCUUCGUGUUGUGGGCCCUACCUCCAUUACAUCCUCUUCUCCUUCCUCACCUUCAUCUUCCAACCGCUUGAAGCUGAAACGCCUUGCGCCUGGCCUAGUUGAAUUGUCUCAACCUUCAAAGAUCAAGCCCAUUGAAAUGGCCACUGCCAUUGACCUCCCUAGUGAAGUUCCUACUCUUAUAACACCUGACCAGUUUACCACAUUGUGGCCCAUGACCUCUUUGAAUGGUUCACAUUCGAAUUUGCUUGGUCUUGAAAAACUGCUAUCUUCUGUGUUGGGUCCCAAAGCCAACAAAGAAGGUUCUUUCAGGCUAUUGAAGGCCGAUGUUUCUGCUCAGACAUACUUGAAGAUUGGGUUUAGGGUUGAGAAACAGCUCCAAGAAGGAGAUGGGAUUAAGCUGGAGGGCUUCCCUGAAUGGAGGACCAAGCCUGAGAAGGUGAAGCUGCAUUUCGAAGCCCUUGCUAAGGUUGAUGGGGAUAAAAUCAUUCCCGAAAAAGUUACUCAAGUUCACCCUGUUCUUUUGGAGGAUACAGUAGCUCCUAGUGUGUUGCAGGGCAAUGUAACUAUGUCCAAAAUGCCAGUAAUGUAUCAACCAUCAAACCCUUUUACCAUCUAAUGUAUACAACUCCUCUCAAGUAUAAAUAUACGUCAAUUAGCUGUAGAUAUGAGAUUUUGCGUUCUCCUGUUGGGUCCAUCGAUGUUGUGUAGUUCAACUUGUAAAAUUUUGAUAUACAAAGUACUGCCGUACUGGAAGUUAUAUUGCUAGUCCCCCCCCCCCCCUUUUUUUUUUCCCAGAGUUUAGACUUUUCCUCGUUUAGUGUUAUUGAUAAUUGCUUGAUUUGCUUCUUUGGUGAGGA